Messenger RNA from Pyricularia oryzae 70-15, 1296 nucleotides. RefSeq lists its product as uncharacterized. The coding region runs from base 1 to 444 and encodes 147 amino acids. Lineage: Eukaryota; Fungi; Ascomycota; Sordariomycetes; Magnaporthales; Pyriculariaceae. The transcript is spliced from 4 exons. The record is from RefSeq and is a predicted model, not a curated record.
AUGGCGAUGAACCGUUCCUAUGACGACACAAGGCCUGUUUGGUCUAAUCUGAUACGGAAAAAGCAAACAUUCGCGCCCGGGUGCCGUAAUCCCCGAAGUAUGACUGUAUUCUCUUUCUCCUUCUCUACCGAAGCCAAGGAAAAACAACAAUGCGAAUGGUUGGAUGGUUGUUGUGCUCGCGUACUAAUUCCAAACUUCCAAGUUGUCACGCGAGAUCCCGCCCGCCCAGUGCCGCAGCCAGACUCGGUUAGGCUGAGCCAGGCAAGGCAGGUUGGGUCUACUGCUGGUACUUCCGUACUGCGCAGUACGGCUGCCGUGGCAGAUCAAACCUACCGACGUAAUAGGGUGACUUUCGGUGGGGCUGAGGUACCACCUAUAGACUUCAUGGGUGUCUGGGCGCAAUUUUGGAAGCUUUCACGGAAGCCGCGUCAAACUUUCCGAUAGUCCCCCCUCUUGGCAUUCCCACCACGAGCGCAACCUCAUGCUUGACUUUUGAUCUCGGAUACCUCGCGGGAAAGUUUUUGUUUCAAAAAACCGUACAAGGGCCAAUAUCGUGUUGUACGAAGUAUUAUGUCAAUCAUCUCUUGGGUUUUCGGUUUUCUUCUUGUGCUUUCGUUAGAGUACUUUUUAUGAUGAUAGAGCAAUUGACACAUCUCACUGGAGGUUAGACUGGGGAAUAAAAGCAAGAAGGGAUUAAGACAAAGACAAGAAAUAUCAGGAGCUCUUCAGGAUCUGACCAACCCCGUUGCUGGGCUGGAAGUACCCCUGGACGGUAUAUUAUGAGCUGAGCUGGCGCACUAAAAAGAAAGAAGGAAACAGGAAGCAAAUGUGAGACGGAAACUUUCUGCGCCAGACCAUCGUUCAUCGAAGGUUCAAACGGCCAGCCAUGUGCCACGUAUUCCGCCAACUCAGAGCCUUGAUAAUUAUUGUAGCGUAGCAUAUGGUUUCCAAGCAGGUCAGCCUUUUUGGGUCCCGGACCAAGCAUGGGGGAGGGAGGAGCAUUGAUUGCGCGUGGAUGCUGUCAAUGUGACCGACUCCAGAUCGCUGACCUACCUCACCUAAGCAAGUCUAGUUCCAGUUCUUGUAUUCUUGGCGAAAGAUGUUCAGCUGCGCGCGCGUACGUAGGUCCCAAGCGUCCAUGAUUGCAUUCUGGAUGCUUGUCUGCUGUCGCCUGUCUGAACAGUUUACCAAGCUGUCCUGCCUUCUGGGGCUGCUGAGAUCGCAAUGCCGAUCCUAGACAAAAAAAGCUACGGCCAAGUCCGUCCAGAAAUUCCUUUUGCUCCUCAGGAACCUGGC